This is a messenger RNA of Branchiostoma floridae (Florida lancelet), 4317 nucleotides long. RefSeq lists its product as uncharacterized. The record is from RefSeq and is a predicted model, not a curated record. Bases 315 to 3974 code for a protein of 1219 amino acids. The transcript has 19 exons. Gene Ontology annotation, molecular function: serine-type endopeptidase activity. Lineage: Eukaryota; Metazoa; Chordata; Leptocardii; Amphioxiformes; Branchiostomatidae. Gene Ontology annotation, biological process: proteolysis.
UCCCAAUCUACGCUCAGUAUUCCGUAAACAUGGCCCUGCAAAGGCUGCUUGCCAGACUAUCACAUCCCGCACUAUCAAGAGAAGUUGGAUACGUCACGUCCUUGACUUCUUAGAAUUACCCGGCACCGUAUGUACAAAACCAGUUUGAACAGGCUUUCACACUUCAGUUCAUUCUCCUGCCGUCUUUUAGGAGGAACAGUUCCACUGGUUUCUGAGCGGUCAGAACAGAUUCGGAGACUGACUCAUUUGAUUUUCAAGAAUCUUUGUGGCGAGAUUGUGGGUAGGAUCAAAGCCGUUGAACACCACCACAAAACAUGCUACACUGGCACGCUUGUUACCGCAGUGUUGUUGUGGUUUUUCUGGUAACUUCUCUGGCAUCUGUCGGGGAUGGCAGGCGGCCACCGCGGAGCGUUGCUGGCCGCGUCCCGGGGUUACCGUCCUAUGUCACCGUGGACGGCUUCAACAUGGCUCGGGACGGACUGCGGCCCAUGUACACUGCACCGAACGAGAACUCACGGAUGCCUGGGAGAUACGUCGUUGUUAUGAAGGAGACGUCCGGCAGUGACGCUGUCCAACACGUCAUGGGGAAGUACAAGUCCACGGUCCUCACGGCACAGAGCGAGGGGCGCAGGCGCGGACAUCCUGACGUCACGUCCAUGUUUCACAUGACAACCGUUGCCAUGGAGAUGAACGUCCUGAAGGGGUUCGCCGCAGAGAUGACGCCUAACGACGUGCUGAUAAUGAGAGCCAUGUCUGAUGUGGAGUACGUGGAAGAAGACCAGGUGUUUGAGAUGCAGCAGUCUGCGGUCCCCUGGCAUCUGGACAGAAUCGAUCAACAGGACCUGCCACUGGACGGACGGUUUAACGCCCAGCGUGAGUUAGGUUUAACUUCUGUCGCCGAGACCCUGGAGUGUCCUGCCGGAUACCAGCUGUUCGGUAACGCCUGCUACAAAGCCUUCGACGAGGCUAAAAACUACUCCUCUGCGGAAGCCUUUUGCGCCACAGACGGAGGGAUUGUCGCUGAACCCCGGAACCGAGCUGUCAACAAUUUCCUCAUCACGUUAAAGACAUCUCUCAACCCGUAUGUAAGAUUCUGGCUCGGACUUACAGAUAGAAAGAAGGAGGGAACGUGGAGAUGGAACGCCGAUGGAGAAAAACUGGACGGAAACUCCUUCACGAACUGGGCCGAAGGGGAGCCUAACCAGGCCGGCAAUGAGGACUGUGCGGUUGUUGAGGUUAAUUCCAAAUGGAACGACGUUCCCUGUCGGUUGAAGUACAGAUUCAUUUGUGAGCGGCCAGCCUAUGUAACGAAGCAGGUGUACCUCGGCUGCUACCGUGAUGGUGGGAGCCUGGACAUCCGGGACCUGACAGGUGACGUCAUGAAAGAUGAGGAAAACUUGACCCCCACAUCUUGUCUGGGUCACUGUACUGCAGAAGGGUACCGUUAUGCCGGCUUACAGUACGGUAAAGAGUGCUUCUGUGGCGACAGCUUCGGUCAGUUCGGUGCUGCACCAGAGUCGGAGUGCAGCACACCCUGCACCGGCAGUUCGGCGGACACUUGUGGCGGGAACUGGAGAAAUUCCAUCUAUAGAACCGUCACAGGCUACAUAAAGCAUAAGAACGAGCUUUACAAGGUCUAUCCCGAAGCCAAGACGCACGCCGCCGCCAGAAACGUCUGUGCUGCAGACGGAGGGCACCUGGCAGACGUCCGUGAAGAGGCUGUACACGACUUCCUGGUCCGCGCAAUCCGUGCCGUGAAUCCUGGGCGAGACUACUGGAUAGGUCUGAACGACCAGGAGGUGGAAGGAAGUUGGGUGUGGUCUGACGGCGGCAGGCUUGGAGACGGAGACUUUGCCAACUGGGCGGCAGGGGAACCUAACAACGGCUAUGGAGGGGGGCAGAACUGCGGGCAGCUAUGGGCGUACCGGGACUUCUUCUGGGAUGACGAAAGCUGCGAUCAAGAGGAUUAUUUCAUUUGUCAGGUAUCGUUAGCUCCGAAGAAGUGGCGCGAAGACGGCCGCUGCGGACAGGGCUAUCCUGCAGAGGACGGCAGGCCGGCUGAGUGUGACCCGGACAGUGGCUACCCGUGCUGCUCCUCUUAUAACUACUGCGGCAACACUACAGAGCACUGUGACUGUCUGGACUGUGUGGACUACAGGAAUACAGAUGAAUGUGCCCAUGGUAACGGGGCAUCCUACCGAGGUGCGACACAGAUCACCCAAUCGGGGCUCACGUGUCAGCGCUGGGACAGCCAAUCACCCCACAACCACGUCUAUCAGCAGUUGUUUCCUGUCCUCGGAUUGGACAGGAACUUCUGCAGAAAUCCGGGAGGCGGUUCUGACGGGCCAUGGUGUUACACAACAGAUCCGCGUGUUAGAUGGGAAUAUUGCAACAUUUCGAGAUGUAUCUUGCCGACAGACAGUGUUGAUGUGUACAUCGUCGACUCCGGGAUACGCUACUCUCACGAGGAAUUUGAAGGUCGCGCUGACUGGUCUGGCUUCGACGCCCAUGACGCCGACGGCUCGAACAAGGGCAACGACCUACAAGGUCACGGGACACAUGUGGCCGCUCUUGUUGGCGGCAAGACGUUCGGCGUGAACCCGAGAGUUCUGCUGAAAAGCGUGCGGGUUCUCAACCACAGGGGCCUCGGCUCAACUCUCACUGUGCUGGACGGACUCAACCACAUCUACGACAAGAUCACAGCAAACAGUCCAGCCCGCGGGGUCGUUGUCAUGUCCCUGUCGUCUGCAGGAGUAUCACGGUCGGUCAACCAGGCCUCCCGACAGUUGGUACUGCAGGGUCUCCCCGUGGUGGUGGCGGCGGGGAACGACGGGGACGACGCGUGUAACCGCUCUCCUGCAGGGGAAGCUGAGGUAAUCACUGUCGGCGGCACAAGGAAAACUGACCACCUGUACGAUCGGACCGAUCAGACACCGCCAGGUGGCGCCACUGCACACGGAAGCUGCGUAGACAUCUUCGCCCCUGCGCAGGAGGUGUUGAGCGCAGGCGUGGAGUGCGACAGCUGCAGCGCUGUUCUGAGUGGGACGUCAAUGGCAGCACCCAUAACGGCCGGUGUGGUGACGAGACUGCUGUCACGUGACCCGAGCAUGACGCCUGCGCAGAUCCGCAUGGCGCUCCUGUCAGCUGCGGCGUCGGACAAACUGGACUUUUCCUCACUCCCUAAAGACUCGCUACUGAAGACACCCAACAAACUCCUCCAACUUCCUGAAGUGCCACUGGAGGAAACAGCGGGGUGUAGAACGGUGUGGUCGGUAAAAUCCGACCCAGAGAAAGGUUCUCCAGUGGCCGCGGCUUGUAACGUGAACGAGACUCUGCUGAGCUGUUCCUCUGUUACUGACGGCGUCCAUACCGGCGGGUUUCCACUGGAUAUCCCGAACGGCAGACAAAUUUGCGUCGCUCACAACGGCCAGGACGGGUCCAGUGUCUAUGCACUUGCGCGCUGUUGCUUACUACCAGGCAGUCCCAGGUGUUACUUCAAGAAGUCUGAGAGUACGUCAUCGAACCAAGGAACCCCCGGCGCAAAAGCCUCCGUAAAGUGUGACCAGACUCCAGGAGAUGUCCUAACAGGCUGCAGUGUAUCUAGAGACGGCAGUCCGGUAGAUGGCGCUUUCCCCUUCCCGGAUGUCGACGUCGGCUAUGGCCGUGAGAGGCCGUACCGGUGUACUGCCCGGAACAGAGACGGAGGGAGCGGGCUGGAGGCACACGCUUUCUGCUGUGAAGGAGCUCGAGGUAACAUGGACUGCUGGGCAAUCAGCUCAAAUGGACAGGACGCUGAAGUUGUUGCAAGCUGUCCUGAUCAUUCCGUGCUGACUGGAUGUAGCGCUUACAGUUCUGAGGGUGGCGUGCUCGGGGCCCGGGCACAGGACAGAGCUUGUAUCGCCCAUAGAGACCCCUCUGCACCGGGCAUACGUGCACAGGCUCACGCUUUCUGCUGUUCCAUCAAUAACCGCUAGGCGACACAGGUAGUGCAGACAGGCCAGGGAUCGAUGGAAGCUAAUGAGAAAAUAAGGAUCUGUAGUAUUCCAUUCAUGGCUAUGAAUGUGAAAUUAUGUACAAAAUUGCCUCCGACUUUGAAGCCGAUAAUGAUUAUGAUUGAUUAUUAGUAAAGUCACUAUGAGUAAAGAUACCACUAAGGUGAUUUUUUAAAACAAAAACUGUUUAUUCUGUAUCGGCCACGUCACAUAUCAGGGCAAAAAGCAAGACAUUGAUUUUAUUCUUCUUUUUUUUUUUACAUCAUGAUUCUGUAAUUUCGUUAUAAGCGUCUACUGUUUUAAUACAGUAAACUUGCAAAGCGCA